Molecule: messenger RNA, 1149 nt
Organism: Meyerozyma guilliermondii ATCC 6260
Lineage: Eukaryota; Fungi; Ascomycota; Pichiomycetes; Serinales; Debaryomycetaceae
Exons: 1
Coding region: 1-1149 (382 amino acids)
Source: RefSeq, a predicted model, not a curated record
AUGAUUUUAAGUCGAGUUCAGGCCCGAAACCUCCAACUUUUGGGGUCUCGACGCCUCACUUCUUUGCAUGUUCGAUUAUUUUCGUUUAAAAAUGACGAUGGUGUCUCCUUAGCUGAUGCAUUAAAUUUACUUUCUCCUCAGAACGACCAUAAACCUGUUGAUUAUCUGCCCUCACUCAUUGAUAAUUUGAGGCAUGGACCUGUUAACGAAAAGUUUUCGAAACAAGCACCUUCAGAGCAAUUUAAAAUGCCUGCCAGUGAUACCAAGAAACAUUUGGACCAUUUACUUGCGGGUUUGAAUGUGUUCACCACCCACACAAUGUCCAACUACGAACUCCUUACAAGUCCACAGCAUGUGGUAAGUAAGUACAUAAAAGGACUUGAGGAUGAAGCUGUUAUUAUUGCCAUUGCCAAGCUUUUCUAUUUUCAAGAUAAGUUGACAUUUCCAGUACUUUUCGACUUGGUGCUCAAUAAAAAUCUCCUUCAUCUAGAAAAGUUACCAGUUGAUGUAAAUAGGCUAUCGCCCGAAGCACUUCCGUACUGGCCCGAGGAAUCGUUUUUGAGGUGGAAUGUCAUCAUGUUGAAGAAGUAUUAUGACCAGAAGAAGCCGCUCCAAAUUGUCAAGAAUCUCAAAGAACACUUUGAAAAAAGCUACUUGCCAAGUAUCCAGCAAGGGACGAUUUCUCCGUUUUACGAACGAAUAAUCUGGAAGUUUCACCAUGAAUACUUCAAGCUGCAGACAAACAACAGUGGCUUGCGUAGUAUCAAGUCUGAGAUUUUGCUAUGGGAAGCUACCAAUGACAAUUAUACUCUUGCGGUCAAAUUGUCCAAAGACAAGCAAUUGGUACCAUUGCAACGCAUAAUCUUUGAGAUAUGUUCGAGUGUACUGCAACAGAACAAUUUAUCACGGUCAGAUCAAGUUCGGAUAGUUGGCCAACUUAAGCAUAUAUCGAUCAAGAACAAAUUGCAUGCUUUACAUUUGCCAGAUAAGUUUGGCACUGGUGAGAGAGACAUGGUGACUCAGCAGGUGUGUUCUAGUAUGGAAAAGUUGUUGAUAACAGUGGCUGGCAUCGAAGAGUUGUUGAAAAAAGUAAGAAACUUACGAGACUCUUCCACACCCAACGAAGAGUGGAUAUUCAUGCCUGCUUGA